UGAGGAAGUUGACAGCACUUCUCGACCCGACGCCAUUUUGAAAAGAUAUGUUAUUCAUUAUAGGUGGCAGUGGUGGUGGAAAUAGGAUAUCAAGUUCGUGUAUGCAGUUUUAGACUCGAGUCUGCAUGGUUGAGUUCCCUGACCAUCUGUGCUGUCAGUUACGGCAAGUUUUCGAGCAACUGGGAUUGUUCCCACCCCAGGCUACAUUUGCCCAUACAUUGAGCCCCGGAUAGACCACACAAAGUUAGAUGUUAGUCCUUGUCAUACUCUCCAUUUCAACUUGUGCUUUGGAUAAGAGCUUGGAUGGUCUUCAAGAAGGAUCUCUUGAGUAUAGGUUGUUGUUUGUUUGGACUGAGGAAAUAGCAUUCGGUGGACAUCCUUAACUUGCAUCUACAGUAAUUUCUGUGAUUGGAGCAGAUGGUUUUUCCUCAACUUUGGCAUUGGAACAGGUUUUCAUUGGCUAGUCUCAACAACAAUGGGGACAUACAUGGAGCAACCAAUUUUCAACACCAGGGCUCACGUCUUCCAGAUUGACCCGGUCACCAAGAAGAACUGGCUGCCGUCCAGCAAGCAGGCUGUCAACGUCUCGUUCUUCUACGAUAGCACCAGAAGUUCGUACCGGAUCAUCAGCGUAGAUGGAUCAAAGGCAAUCAUUAAUAGCACCAUGGUGCCCCAAAUGACCUUCACCAAGACGUCACAGAAGUUUGGCCAGUGGGCUGACAACCGAGCCAACACGGUCUAUGGAUUAGGCUUCUCCUCAGAGGCGGAGCUCAAUAAGUUUAUCGAGCAGUUUGACAGCAUCAAAGAAAAGAUGAAGGCCACCACCCAGGACAAGAAAGGCGGCGGGGACUCAGGUAUCACCGCUAACGGCACGGCACGGGCGAGCGUCGUCACCACAGGUGACCAGCCUUUAAUCAAGCACACAAAGGAGCGCUCAGCAGACAACACCCCCAUCUCUGCAGCACCUGCCAAUACGUCCAAUGACGCACAGGUCAGAUAUGAGAACGACAGGCUCAAGAUUGCCCUGGCUCAAAGUUCCAACAAUGCCAAGAAGUGGGAACUGGAACUGCAGACCCUGAAGAACAACAAUGCCCGUCUUACAACGGCACUGCAGGAGAGCACGGCCAACGUCGAGGAAUGGAAGAAACAGCUGUCGGCUUACAAAGAGGAAAAUGCCAGACUGAAACAGAAGCUGCAAGAAGCGCCCCAGGCUGGGCAAGGCGCCCCGGGGGUCACCAAGGACAGCCAAGACACCAGAGUAAAGGAACUGGAGGACAAAGUCCAAUCGCUCACCCGAGGCCUUGACAUGAAGACAAUGGAGUCUGAAGAAUUGACAAAGAGGUUGCAAGAGGUGUUGGAGAUGGAGGAAGAAGGCAGGAAACUGAGGCAAGAACUUCAGGAUUCUAAGGAGGCUCAGUCCACUCUUGAGAAGCGUGUGGAGGAGCUGCAGGACCGGCUGUCUCGGGAGCAGAGCGGACGACAGCACGACACGCACCGCGCCCAGCAACUCCACUCGCAGCUGGGGAACCUCAUACAAGACCUGAGCGGCUUGCACCAAGACAUGGCCGAAAUAUUGUAGGACGUGUCAGUCUCAACAACCUCAGCAAUCGUUCAUUAAAACUAAGUAAUCAGGGUACACAGAUAUUUGGCUGGGCUGGUUUUACCUGCCCGGGCCUACGUGUAUUUUUUAAAGUGCAUUGUUGUGUAAGAAAAUACAACUAUCAUUGAUACAUUGGUGCUUACUGUAGACUACUGCAAUGUCUAGAAUUAGACCACUUGUGGUGGUACACGUUUCAACCAAAAGGGUGUUACAAGUUGCUAAAAUUCACCUGCUUUUAAGUGUGAGAAUGUUAGUGUAGUGUCACAAUCCACUCUGAAAGAAACGAAAGAGGGCGUGUCUUUUGAUACUCACCGCAUAGGUGUGCGUUUAUAACGGAGAUCGAUGGCGCCUUUGACGCGGAGCACACCGAGUACGCUUUGAGUACGUGCAAAACACGUUCAAGAACCUGCUUGGAAAACUUACUACCAUCUGUCUUUCUUUUGCCGCUUGGGGGCGCACUUCAACUCGGGGCGGAUAGUAGCUGUACCACUGAUCUCUAUACACUGGAUAGGCAGUUCUGCUCUGGGAAUUGAAGCGACUUCGCGGCCAUCUUAGGCUAUUCAAUGCAGUGGCAUUUUCCAAGUCACCGGCUUUAGGGCCGUGCAUGAAUGCACCUAGUGAACAAACUGAAGUUGGAGUCCAUUGUACUGAAUAUCCUAAGAUGGCCACGUGGUCACGUCAAUGUACACAUGGGCAUUUACUGCUGAGCUGCCUAUCCAGUGUAUAGAGAUCAGUGGGCGGCAUCUACUCAUCAGAUUAAUAUUUCAGAAAGUCCCUCGAUUUUGGAACAAGGUUUCUAUCUAUGGUCAUGAAAAGUCCUGGGAAAAGGGUUGUACACUGCUCGAGAAAUUCAUGGAAGAGAUAUGGAAAUGAGGAAAGAGCAUGAUGUCAUGAAAUAUUGUUGUCAGAGGGAAAAAAAUGUGGUGGAAAAGAAGAUCAUGCAAGAGUUAUUUUUGAUGGGCCGUGGGCCACUUUUGAUAUGAAUUUACACACUAUAUCCUUGUUGGUCCAUAGCAGUGGCAAUGGCAGUCUUCCAGGUCAUAGCACCAAAUCAUUUUUCUCUGGAAAAUGGCAAACAAUUUCAUAGAAUUUGUCACAAGUCAGUCCUGGGAACUCCUUGGAAAGUCAUGGAAUUUGGUUUUCAGAUUUCUGCUGGAACCCUGUGGAAGUACCGUAGCAAUUUUAAUUUAAUUUAACCUCCAAGUACUCCGCAAAAUUUAACUAGUCAAAUGAGGGCAGUAGGUCUACGUGCGCAAAUUCAGCAAUUGUGAAUUUCAUCCCAGGCUUUAAAGCGGGAUCUUACGACAUAAAUUGAAGUUGCUUGUAUAAUAGCACAAGCUAGCGAAAAAAAACCCAACAAAUUUGCCAAAAGCUGCUGGACCUACUUUUUGCAUUGCUGGCCCUUUAAUCAAUCUUGAAACAUGGAAAAUAAUAAGUCUUGUUGGUUGCGCACGCUCAUAAUGCCCACAUUCAUCAGAAUACUAAAUUGAUUGAUGUAUAUCAAAAGAAAAGCUCAUUUUAUUUUUAAUCCUAUUACAGCUAGUGACAAACUAUCUGUUACCUGGUCUUGCUGAAAUAGUUAUCUAAGUGUUGGACAUCUUUGUUGCACUUCGUAGAUCUGCGCACCGAGGUACUCUGUACAUGCAUAGAUAUUUUCUUGUAGGUAAUUGAAUUCAGCAUGCUAUACCUGUACACUUAACAUUGCUUGAUUCUGUUUCAUUAUAAAACGUGAAGGGAUUGGGCAUUCCGGCCACGUAUGAAUUUCUCGGCUGCGGCUUUAAUUGACACGAUGUCAUGGUAAUGGCUACAACCACUUCCCAUAGGGCCGUGCGCAAUUGCAAGCCACUACCAAAUAAUUCGGACACAGCCUAAGACUCAUCUUGUUCAGCCAUGUCCGCUUUACUUGGCUACAGCUAAUGAGUAACACAUCCAUCGACGUGUAUGGAACUAGCCAGUGGCUAGCGGUGGCAUCCACUACCCACAGAUGUGUGAGCUGCUACCAGCUGCAAUCAGUUGAUUCAAAUGCAGACUAAAUUUCAAAAUCAGUCGCAGUUCAAGUUUCCCUGGAUAACCAAGCUAGAUAAAAGGGAUACAGAAUGGCAAAGCACAAGCGUUGUAGUCCUUUGCCAAGUAUUUCACAGAAUCGGAAAUACUGUUCAGGUUGCAGCACAUGUGUAAGUCGGCAUCUGGCCGCACUGAUAGGGCAGACGUCGUGUGCAUGGAUGGCUGUUUCUGAAUGACCUCACACGCGCUUCGUUUCAGGCGUGCUCUCUUUAUAGAAUACUGAACGAGUUCAUAAGGCCAAACUAUUGAAGCACUAGGUUGCCAAAUAAUUAACACAAGUCUUUUGCCACAGAGCUGAUAUGGUUGUUUUUUUCUUCAGAUAAUCGAACAAUUCUGAAAUAGCUUUUUGUUAAAAGUCAGACUGAAUCCCCAGUAUCAUGAUCGAAAGCACAACCACUUGGAACAUAUUGCCUAUUAUUUUCAAGCUCUAUUAAUCCCCACAACCUCAUAUUUUGACAUAUUUUUCACGUUAGAAAAUAGUACUCUCAUUUAACGACUAAUGACAUGGGUGCUUAUACAUGUACAUGCAUUGUCACUUUGGAUGGUCAAUUAUUAAGGAUAUCAAGGCAUCCAAGGAAAUCGACACGACAUUGACAAAAGGUGUAAUAUCUACCAAGGGGGAAUAACUUACAGAAAAUCUGGAAGAAUACCUGAGACUUUCCAGGAUUCCAGGACAUCUUGCAAACAGCCCUGCAAAGGGCUGGUUUUGUUUUGCUUUCAUUUUGCCUCAAGCUGUAGUCCCAUUAAUUAUCAAAACCUUUAUCAUGUUGCAACUUCAAAGAAUCCUGCUAUCAGUUCUCUUUACAAAUUUCCUUAACUUCCCAUUGUACCUAGAACUUGUUUACGAAGGAGGAUUUUACAGGGUUUUUACUUGAUAUACAUUGACACGUUAUCCAGAAGUGACAGUGGGAUGUACAGAAAGUUGCUGGGAACAAAUAACGCCGGGCAUUGUGUAUUUCAGUUAAAAUUUUCAUGUAAGCAUUUCAAGGUCCUUUCCAUAGAGAAUAUAUUUUGCUAUGGGAAUUUUUGGGAAAGAAGACGUUGUGAUUAAACAAAGGGUGCUCAUGAACCAUUCAGAAAACAGUAAAGAUUCCAGGUGAAAAAUCAUCCCAAAACCAAUCAUGUUAUUCCGCCUUCUGCAUCUUACAGCCUCUUGUGAAUUUUGUUUUGGGCUUGCGUGCAUAAUGUAUGUGAUAAUGUGCACAUUUUGUAUGUAGGUGUUGAUGUGCCCUUACUGUAUGCAGAAAUGUGCCUUGUGUUAACAUUUCGUUGUAAAUACUUCAUGUGUAAAUAUAAGCGGAAACCCUGCGCUUAUUUUCACCCACUCUGUUUGAAUUGCCCAAUGCUGCAUGACGUAUACAUGUAUGUAUGAAACCUUAGAUUGUUUCCGUGAAGGGGGAGCUUAGAUUCUAUUUUUGUAAAGCAGCUUUCACCUUGCAGUCUUUUGCCAUUUGAAACAAACACACAAUGGUUUACAGUUUGUGACUGUAAUAAAAGCAGGUCAGAUUUCAUGUAUUUGUAUAUGUAAUUUCAUCAGCUCGUCAGUUUCACCACGAAGUGACGUGUAGGGUAGUGUUGGUACCCCUAAAGUGACGUACCACCCGUGGACUUUGUACACACAAUGCGUCAGUUGUGACUUGCAUCUUGCCAGAGGCGGGAUAAAAUCAAAGGCUAUUUUUCUAUAUGAAUAUGUGGUAGGAAUAUACAGAGUAGCCUGAAAUCCCAACUGCAAAGUUUUCUCAACUUGUGGGUUAUUCUCCCUAACAAAUGAGCGAUCAUCUCUCCCAGGCCUGCAUGUUACCAUGGUUACAGGAUGUGCUGGCUUGUUGCUUACAAACCUGAUUUUUUUUCCCUUUUUUUUCUAGCUACCAAAGUAAAAGAUCCCAGCUGGUAUUACAUGUAUAUUGGAGCCUCCGGCACAAAAAUAACCGUAUGCCUGAUACCUACACCAGUUGCAACUUUACAGAGUUAUACAUGAAUAGCCUUCUGGAAUUUGUGCAAUUUUGUAUAUGUAUCGUAUGUCUUUCUAUUAAAUCCCUACUAACUUUUUGCUAGCCUUGUGUGGCACUAAUACCGAAGAAAUUACAAUGUGGGUUGCUUCCAUUACUGAAAGAAAAAUGAUUGCUUUCAUGAAUAUUUAUUCGAAUGCUAAAUGCUUGGCUAAUUAUACAUAUAACAAUAUGGUUAUAGUUUAGUUAUCUUUAUUGAUGGCAAAACUGCAUGAAGUCAGGAAAACUUAACGGAUGUAUUCUUUUUAUCAACAGAAUUUUUCCCAUGUUACGAGUAGAAAUAGAAAUUGUAAUCAAAAUUCAAUCAGAUACUUGAGUGGUAUACUGUCUUCAGGUCGGGGACCAAACCUAAAUCUAGCAACAAUGCCAGUCUGUGCAUACGCUGCUUGAUUAUGCACUGAUGAUGUAAUUUUUGAGCUAUUUUUAGAUCACAGUUCGCAGAUGACAUCGUUCUCUCCAUUGGCUGAAAAUCUCAAUACAAAUUGCUCUGAUUGAUCCAAUUUACAAAAAACAUGCUACACCAGAUCUAAAUGAAACUUUGCUCUCAUUUGUUAUCCCUAAAAUCAGAUCAAGGAGAUUUUCGGUCGAAUCUUGCACUGGAAGUGUUGAAUUUUUGUGGGUUGGCGAGUUCAAUUCUGCCAUAGCCAAAGAACACAAUUACACACAAAAUAAAGCUUUGCCGAAGCAUGAAAAUGUUUCCAUUAAAAUUCUCCAUCGAUUCACCGUGGCAAAUUUUGUUUACUGUGGCAAUUUCCAAAAUUGCGAUCAGAAACAAUUUUGCCAUAGACUUUUAUGGCAACAGUGGCUAUGUUGGCUGCUGGCAUUUCAAACCUCAUUACAUUCCCAAAAUUUUGCGUGAGAAUGACAUCAUUAUCACGUGAUCCUAAUUGAAAUGAUGUCAUUGCCGCUGAACAAGUGACAUGAGCAGAAACUAGGGAUGUCGCUAGAUUGUGGUUUGGUCCCCGACCUGGUGACACAUGAUUCUGUUGUGUUUUACUAUACAGAAUAUUUAAGCGAGGACAAGAAGUUAAAGAUUGGAAUAAAUCAUAUUUCUUAUGCUUGACAUGGCCCAACACUCACUGGAAAAUGAAGCAUCUGCAGUGCCUGUGUGUUUAUACCAGUAGCUAAUCUGCAUAUUGUAUAGCGUGUAACUUUUAUGUAAAUGGAGAACUUGUCAAUAAAACAGAAUUUUCAUAUAA
Messenger RNA from Acanthaster planci (crown-of-thorns starfish), 6872 nucleotides. RefSeq names its product homer protein homolog 2-like. The record is from RefSeq and is a predicted model, not a curated record. Gene Ontology annotation, molecular function: G protein-coupled glutamate receptor binding. Lineage: Eukaryota; Metazoa; Echinodermata; Asteroidea; Valvatida; Acanthasteridae. Gene Ontology annotation, biological process: G protein-coupled glutamate receptor signaling pathway.